This is a messenger RNA of Trichoplusia ni (cabbage looper), 2273 nucleotides long. RefSeq names its product transcription termination factor 5, mitochondrial-like. The record is from RefSeq and is a predicted model, not a curated record. Gene Ontology annotation, molecular function: double-stranded DNA binding. Bases 121 to 1716 code for a protein of 531 amino acids. Gene Ontology annotation, biological process: termination of mitochondrial transcription; regulation of DNA-templated transcription. Gene Ontology annotation, cellular component: mitochondrial matrix. The transcript has 8 exons. NCBI's taxonomy places the organism in Eukaryota, Metazoa, Arthropoda, Insecta, Lepidoptera, Noctuidae.
UUAGAACUGCUGUUAAAAUGUCGGUGUCAGCUGUCAAAACUGUAAUGUCAAAAACGAUGGCACGAGUUUGUUAUUAUUUACAUUUUACAUAAAUGUAAAUUAAUACUUUAAUUUAUAAUUAUGAGGUUUUGCGUAACAAACCUGCGAUUUCUACGUGGCGGCGGUAUAGAUUUACUAAAUUUAUUUAAAGUACCGUGGAGAAAAUAUCACGACAUACCGUUUAUAGACUUUUAUAAGAAAACUACAGGACACACAAUAUCUCAAGAUUAUUUACAAGUCUUAAAAAAGAGGCACCCACACAUAGACGAAAUAACACAGGACCGAUUACAAUGUACUCUGCAAAUAUUAGAAAAGUUCAAUAUUACUCCGGAAGAGGCUUGCAACAACCUUCAUGUUUUCAGUAUGAACCCCAUCACUAUGGAUAACUACGCUGAAAUAUUAAAAGAAUGUGGCUUUGUUACAAUAUCUCCACAACAUAUUAUCAAGUACCACACGUUUGUACAACACCGAAAAAUAAUACAAUUGAAAAAAGAGGGUUUGCUUCCACCAAACAUGGAAUUAGAACAAUUUAUAUUAGACAAAUUUCAAGAAUGGCCCGACAGUUGUAAGAGUUUACAGAAGUUUCCAGAUUCCACCUCAACUAUUUUAACAAUUCGUGUAAGUAUUUUGGAGAGGUUCUUACAUUGGAAGUUAUCAGUAACACCGGAACAAUUUGAAAAAUACUGUAGAAACUACCUGCCUUUGAAACAUAGGCCAAUGUCAGACAUCCAAGAAGCCAUCAGUAUAGCGCAGAAUAAAAUUAAGUUUGACAAUGAAGGAAUUAAAAGAAACGGUUUUAUUAUAUCUGCUGAUCCUAUGCAUACAAAGCUUAUACUGGAGAAUGUAGGCAGUAUUGCAGGUUUGGAUAUUUGCGACGCUUUAAAAAAAGAACCGGCCAUUUUGAAGAAUAACUAUAAUUCAAUUAUUCAAGUUAGGAAUGUAUUAGAGGAAUACAGAAUAUCAGACGAAGCUCAAAGACGUUGUUUGAAGGUUUUCUGCAUGCGCCCGGAAACUGUUAGAGAGCGUCUCGAAGAAUUUACUAAUUUAAAAGAAUACCAAGUAUUAAAAACAAAUCCUAGGAUCCUCUUCCUGGUAAUACAUAAGAAGAAAAUGAUGAACCGCCUAACCAAGAUGCAGACUGCAAAAAAACAGUGUUUCAGUCUUAAUCAUUUAGUGUCGUCAACCAAAAUAUUUGAAAAUUACAUAAGCAGUUUUGGCGACAAAGUCUGCGGGAGAGAUAUAGCAAUAAUAAUAUCAUCGUCGCUAAGCAAACUGCCAUCUGUGAACAACAGCGUUUCUCUUGAGCAAAGCAUAUUAAUCCAGCUGAGACGACACAAGUACUGGCUGCAUGUAGCUAUGACCUCCAUCGACGAAACCCUGACGUUUCUCAAGAAAAAGUUCGAUGAUCAAACUAUUUUUAAUAAUUGCCAGAUUGUUUUAUAUCCAAUGUCGGUAGUACAACACUACAUAGACAACCUGCUAAAUAAACGUAAACACAAAAAUGAUAAUGACGAGUCCAACACUGAUUUACAUUACAACUACUUGAAUAUAGACAGCCUGACUGACGAUCAGAUUCUAAGUCUGGUGCUAUAUGAAAUUGAGAAGAAGUACCAUUUUAGUGGAGACGGUAUCUGGUCUACUCAGGAAGCAAUGAAAGUAAACUCACAAACCGUAUGACGGGAUUUUUAAAAUGCAGUGAUUCGAAAUCAUUGAAGGCUGCAUUUUUUUAUUACAACUGAUCGACAGUGUUAAAACAAAAAUCAUUGUCAGUUAGUUUUUUUUUAUUUGUAAAGAUUUCCAAUGCUCAAUCCUGAAACUUUGAUGUUGGCUCGGUUCAGUAGUUCUUAUUUUAAAUGUUUGAGGUAGGCGUCCUCCUCCAUGGUUCAUACCUGUUAAUAAGUUUGAUGUGGCCUGUUCAAUAUAAUGUGAAUUGGUUUAUAAGGGUUCCUAACUCUAUUACAAGGGCUCGUCUGUCUGUCAACAGGCUGUACCCAGACAGUUCAGAUGUUCAUAGUUGAUCCUAUUUGGAGAAAAAUAGACAGCAUAGUAACAGUUAUACCAUCAGAAAGAUGGCUGUCUAUGGAUGGCUCUCACAUAACCUUUAGUGUUGCUAGUCCAACUUGAUUUUAUUAGUCAUUAGUAACCUGAGUCAAAUGCAGAUAAAUUAAUGUUGAAUUGUGUAAAAAAUGUAUAUAAAUAAUGUACACAAAAAUAAAAAAAACUCAUUAAGCACA